Messenger RNA from Pyrus x bretschneideri (Chinese white pear), 673 nucleotides. RefSeq lists its product as uncharacterized. Gene Ontology annotation, cellular component: mitochondrial inner membrane; MICOS complex; mitochondrion. The coding region runs from base 44 to 334 and encodes 96 amino acids. The transcript has 3 exons. NCBI's taxonomy places the organism in Eukaryota, Viridiplantae, Streptophyta, Magnoliopsida, Rosales, Rosaceae. The record is from RefSeq and is a predicted model, not a curated record.
AGAGAGAAGAAAAGAAUCAAAGCAGAAAAUUCAGGUGGCUAAAAUGGCGGACAACAAAGAAAUCAUCCCACCGCCGUACGACGUGAACGCCAAAUGGGACGCCUGUCUCGAUCUGACCAUCCGGCGCUUCGUCUACUCCUCCUUGGGUGGUGCCUUUGGCGGUCUCCUUUUGUUCAGAAGUCCGGUGUCCCGUUGGGCUUCUGUAGCUUUUGGUGCUGGAUUGGGCAUUGGAUCUGCAUACACAGAGUGCUCUCAUUUGUUUGAGGGAUCUCCAGCAAAGCCGGCUGCUCCUAAGAUUGUUGAGAAUCCUGCUCCUCAGGACGGACAAGAUUGAGUUUAUGCAAAGUCAAGUUAACCCACAGUCUUGGGAUUCAAAUAGGAGGUUUUUUGACUGUUGGUCGCGUUUAUGCCUGCUACGGAUUUGAAUAUGUAGUACGAAUGCUGUUUUUGAUUGAUAAAGAUUUCACCUGAUCCACUUCAGACUUAAUACAAAUUUAUUGCCUUUCGUUCUGUAAUGCUGUCACUCUACAAACUUAGUUUGUGGAAGGAAAAAAUAAUUGCGAUUGCGGGUUUGGUGUCUUUGAUGACUAAACGAAAGGAAACUCAUCAGUAUGUAUUAUGUGCAUCGUCGUUUGCUGAUAAUCCUAGUAGUUGUCCUUGGCGAUGCUGAACA